AUACAAACAACAAAAUCCACUAUCUCAAUCAGUCUGUGUGGUGUGGCUUUCUAAGGAGUAUGCUAUCAUAUCAGUUAGUAUUUUUGCUAACAGUUAUAUUCUGUUCCUCAAGCUGCAGCGAUGUAGAAGAGAAAAUUAAUUACUACAUGAAUGUAAUCGAAAAUGAGUUAGCAAACAUCAACAAGUUUGGAACUCCGAAGGAUUUCAGCGAGUACAGGCCUAAGGAUUCUAACCAGGAGCCUAUAGAUCAUGGAACGUACGACUUUAUUAUCAUUGGUUCAGGAUCUACUGGUUCGGUUGUUGCCAACAGACUGUCUGAAGUGAAUGACUGGAAGGUUCUGCUGUUAGACGCAGGAUCUCAUUCGAAUGAAUUCGUCGACAUACCAGGAUUUGCACAAAUAACAGUAUUUAGCCCUUAUGGAUGGCUUUAUAUUUCAGAGCCACAAUCUAAGGCCUGUUUAGGUACAAACGGAAAAGUCUGCCCACUGAUGAGAGGGAGAGGUAUAGGAGGCUCAACCUUGAUAAAUGCACUGGUUUAUAGUAGAUGCAACCCUCUGGACUACGACCUGUAUGCUGACAUAUCAGGAGAUCUUAGUUGGAAAUAUGAAAAUGUCCUCAAAUAUUUCCUCAAAUCAGAAAAUCUGAACACUACCUACCCUGAGGCACCAAUCAACAGACGUUAUCAUAAUACUGGUGGGCUGUGGAAUGUUGAACAAAAACCUACUGUAAGCGUUCUAACAAAAACAUUCUAUCAAGCCAAUAAGGAGUUAGGAUUUAAAGUUACUGAUUACAAUAGUCCCGAUGUAAUUGGAAUAUCUUCAUACCAAUACAACACCAAAGGUGGUCAUAGACAUGAUACCGGUACUUCCUUUGUACUAACAGCCAUUAACAGAAAUAAUUUGGAGGUACUUACACGAAGUUUUGCGUUUAAGAUUGAAAUAGAUGAAAACAAAAUAGCUAGAAGUGUACUAUUUACGAAGGAUGGCAUUGUAUACAGAGCGAGGGCUAACAAGGAAAUAAUACUAUCUGCAGGAGCACUAAAUUCUCCCCAAAUAUUAAUGCAUUCAGGGGUUGGACCAAAGAUAGAUUUGACGUCAUUAAACAUAUCUGUCAUCCAAGAUUUACCUGUAGGAAACAAUCUUCAAGACCAUCCAUAUCUAUUUGGCAUGCUUUUCACCCACAAUGCGUCCAUACCUGACGAACCACUCGCUAAAAAACUUGCAGACUUUCUUCAUGGCACCGGUACCCUAACCACGGGGUUUGCUACUCAAACUUUGGGAUUCUAUCACACACCACAACACAGCUCAGGGGUUCCAGACUUAGAGAUUGUUCUAGAAAGUGUUCCUAAAGCGGAGAUAAGCAAAAGGACUUGGUAUUGGUCGGAUAAGACAUACGAUGCAAUGUUCGGGAACAAUAGCAGAGUGAUGCAGUUUUUCGUGAGUUUGAUGCAUCCUACUUCAGCUGGCAGUGUGAAAUUGAGAAGCACCGACCCGUUUCAGUUUCCCAAAAUUGAUUUGAAUUUUCUGGUCAAUGACAAGGAUGUUGAAACGUUAUAUGAAGGUGUUCAAUUGGUGUUCAACUUCACAAACACUCAGGCUUUCAAAUUCAUCAACGCUAAAUUUGCAAGCAAUCCGCUGCCAGGCUGUGAACAUCUAGACUUCUUAUCCAAAGAAUACUGGUACUGCGCUAUAAGACACACCACACAGAGUGCGUUACAUCUCGUCGGAACAUGUUCAAUGGGGAAAAGCCCCAAAGAUGGCGCGGUAGUCGAUUCAAAGCUGCGCGUUUUUGGAGUGAGGCAUCUGAGAGUAGCAGAUGCGAGUGUUAUUCCGGCUGUCAUGUCAGGACACCCCAGUGCCCCAUGUGUUAUGGUUGGAGAGAAGGUUUCGGAUGAUAUAAAGAAAGAGUAUGGGGAGCUUUCGUAAAUAAUUGUAUAUUUCUGUAACGUUUGGUAUCUAUGUGAAAUAUAUGAUUUAUUAGUAAAAGCAUUAUGUAUUCAAGAAAAAACAUUCCAUGAUUGUCGAACAUUUUUUGGGAUAUAUUGGAAUACAAAACAGUGGGCAAACAAAAUUCUUGUUGCGUGAUCGAUGCACUAUAGUUUGCUAAGGGCUAUAGAAUCAAGAAAUUGUUUAUACAGGGUUACUGGUAAGGUAUGAUAGUGGACAUAAGAUGCAAGGAAGUUCACCCUAUAUGUAUGGUUGAAAACCAAUCAGUUUCGAGAUUUUUCGAAUUUUUCAAUCUUGAACAAUCAUAAAAGCUGUAAAGACUCUACACACAAUAAAAUUAGAACAAAACUAUGUCUAGCUCCGAAAAUUGCUGUUUUUUACAUUGACAGUACAAAUUGCUAGAAAAACUUGCCCGUAUAGUCAGGUUUCCAAAAGGUAUGACAGCAUUUAAUUCUUAUCAAAUAGUCAAUCAAACCGAUUUAGGCGCCUUUGACUAAUUGAAUAAUUCAUUUGGAUACGAGCCUCUUAGUUGUGAGUAUCUGUAUCACUUUCUAGCUCGUGCUUUUGUCACUUUUGUAGUAAAAGGGGCUCUCAAUGGUUUUGCUUCAUCCAAGAUGCGCAUAAAGGCAGUGGUCUAUAAUAAUAUAACAAACUCUCUGAAGUCUCAUAAUUCGCCGCGUUGUGUACUUUCGAUGUGUAACUUCCUAACAGCACCAAAGACGCAGAAAAUUCUGCGAGUGUGAGAGCAAUACUAAUAUUUUCAGUGUACUUACAAAAGUUAUAAAGACAAUAACGCCAUAUUCAAAUCACUGAAUAGUGCAGAAUUUUCUACGUCUGUGGAGCUGUUAAGGAGCUACGUAUCGAAAACAUGUGAAACAAACUUCAGUGCAUUUAUUAUAUUACAGCAAUAUCUCUAGAGCAUGGUUAAUACCGCAAAAACUGGGAGCUGCGAUUUACAACAAAGGUAACAAAAGCAGGAGUUAAAAAGCGAAUGCAGCUAUUCGCAACUCGUAGAGAGGCUCGUAUUGAACAUGAUUUUUGAAUAAUAAAUACAUUCAAUAAAAUAAUCGUUGAAGUCGCCGUUUUUCCAAAGGAUUAUUAUUUAACCUAAAUCAGUUUGAUUGUAUAUUUGAAAGUACUGGACGCUACCAUACUGAUCUUUUAUAUCUCUUUGGAAUGCUGACUAGACGGGCAGGUUUUUCUAGCAAUUUGGAUGCUCAAUGUAUUAGCUAUUUUUAGAGCUAGACACAAUUUUGUUGUUGUUGAACAUGGAAACUAUUUUUUAGAAUAAGUGUUAUUUGUGUAUAGUAUUUUUGCACCUUAUGUGAUUGAACCAGCUAAAUUUAAGUAAAAACAACGAAAAUCUAUUGAAUUUUCACAUAUUUCUUGCAUUUCUUAUUCUUCAGACUCAAAUGGCCAGGUUCGGGUAAUUGCUAAAAACACAAAACGAUGGUAAAACCUGGAAAAACACUGAUACAUAUAGGUAUAAUAUAUAGAAAUUUGCUGCAUUUUAUGUCCCUAUCACGGCCUGAGACUCAAUUAUUGAAACUGUAGUAUUACAUUUUCUUACAGCUUUUGACGUAUGGUUUGACGUUUGAAACUACAUCUAUUUUGGGCAAAAUAAUGUGUUUCUAAGUUCAUCAUAUCAUUAAACGUUUCAUCGACGGUGAGACUUUUUUUUCUCCCAAAAAUGACUCGGAACACAAGUAUGAUUUCAUUAGCAUUCAGGAAUUCAGUUUUGCGAAAGGUAAGAGAACCACGGCUACUUUCUUCCAGUUAUUCUAAUCACUUGUUUCCAAGAAUAAGAGUCCUGGAAGGUAUAUGGCGAAUAAUCAGUAACCCUGUAUGACUGGGGUAGAUCAACACUUUCCAUGAAUAUCAGACUAGAUAGAUAUAUGAAUUCUAAAUAUCUCAAGUGUUUUUGUAGUUACACUGUUGCA
Messenger RNA from Acanthoscelides obtectus, 3886 nucleotides. The record is from the annotation of a GenBank genome assembly. NCBI's taxonomy places the organism in Eukaryota, Metazoa, Arthropoda, Insecta, Coleoptera, Chrysomelidae.